Molecule: messenger RNA, 1573 nt
Organism: Closterium sp. NIES-67
Lineage: Eukaryota; Viridiplantae; Streptophyta; Zygnematophyceae; Desmidiales; Closteriaceae
Source: the annotation of a GenBank genome assembly
UGGCAAAGCAGUCCCCAGGGGCCAUGUCGGCGUCAUGGGUGCCCACUGGGGUGUGGGGGGCAGGGGAGGCUUCAUUAACUUUGCCCAGGUAAGCCAAGGCCUGUGCCCGUUGCAGCGUCACUGACCAGCGUUGGCGGAACUGGUGGAGCAGUUUCGCUGCCUGGUAGGAGCUGGGGUCCGCAUUGAAAAGUCUCCUGGCCCCUGUGUCAGCCAGUAGCUUCAGGAAGGUAGGGACCUCGGCGCAGGGGCAGCCGUAUGUCUCGACUGCAAGUGGGAAAAAUCCGACAUACGGAGCCCGAUUUCGGUAAUGGGAGAUUUUCUUGUCGGCUUGCUCCCGGGCCAUGUAUCCGCGUCCUUUUCUAGCGUCCGGGUCCCGGCUGCUGAUGGGAUCUGUGACAGUGACGUCACAGAUCCAGACGGCUCCGGAACUGCGGUCUCGGAGGGCGAGGUCGGCCUUGUGGCCGUCAACGGGGCUGUAGAUGGUGGUCUCCUUGGUGGUUGGGCAGCCUGGUGUCGAGGAUUUCGAAUUCCUCGGCGCAGUUGCAAGUGCGGGGGGCUGGGAAUGGAAGGCCGAGGCGGAAGGCCAGGGCAAUGGCGAAGAGCUCCCGGGCUCGUGGGGGCAUCGCCGUUUCACACUUCGCCAGCCAGGUAUGCAAGUGGGUGGGGCUGGUGAAAGGUGGCGUGAGGUGCCGGACAGCGUCGGCCAGGGGCCCUCCUGACGCUGCUGGGAGGUCAGCCAAGAGGCCCUGGGCUUGGGUGAGGCUGGUGAGGUAGGCUGGGUAUCCCUCAAUUGCGGGGUCGGUUAGACCCAGUCCGCCAAGAGAGGGAGGGAGGGACGCUUGAUCCCAAGUGCGCGCUCGCUCCACCUCGCCCCGAGGUGGUUGGAGGUUGCAGGCACGCAGGAGGGUAUAGAAGAGCUCCCGACCCCAGUCGGACCAGACGUCCAGGGGUAGGAAGUCAAGGGGGGUGGUGCGGAUUAAGUAUGAGACACGCCGAGAUACGCAGCGUGUGAGGAGGAGGGAUGAGGACUGAGGGUCCAUGGUGGCCAGUGUGGCGAGGGGUUCGGCUAGCAGGGCUAGCUGGGUGCGGAGGAAUGCGGCUGUGCCCUCGGCUGUGCCUAUAAAGCUGCCAAGCACGCGGACGCCUUCUGUGUUGAAAGGUAUGCCUGGGGGAAGGCGGUCAGGUGCAGGGUGCUCGGCUGACCACGCCGCGCAUUUCGCGGGGUUGUGGGAGAGACCGAUGCGGUCCAUGGCCGCUGUGAAAUUGAGGAACGCCGAGGUGCAGGCGUCCGGAUCGCCGACGAAGGUGAUGUCGUCGGCGUACGCGAGGCAGAGGACCUCGGGGUGGGCCGCGGCGGUUGUCUGGAGCGCUGGCGUCGAGGUAGAGCAGGGACGGUGCUCCGUAGGAGAAUUGUAUGAAGGGGAGGAGCGGGCGCAGGGGCGAGGUGUUGAUUGCGUGGAUGAUGGCCGCGCGGUCAACGCUAUUGAAGGCGUUUGAAAGGUCGACUUGUAGGAUGAGUGAGCCCGGGCGCGCUGAGGUAAAGCCCCUGGUGGCAUGGAUGAUGGCUUCUCCG